CCCGCCUUUUAACAUUGAGUGAACCGGCCCUGAACAGGACCAGACUGAUGCUGACUGAUUUGCCUUGUUGACGGAGAUGUGAGUUUGUCAGUGCACGUCUUUUAUUAAAUAUGAAUUUAGACACUUCAGAUCAGAAUAAACCAAAAGCCACGUUCGAUCCGGGAUGGAACGAUCCACCUACCUUUUCUUACGAUGCGACAAAAAUUACCGCCCAACCGGGAAAACGUGGAACACUCCUGAAUAAACGCGUGGCAUUUCCUAUGAGCCCUAGCACAGGAGGAUGUACUUCCACACAAUCGCCCAGUGGUGUGAGUGAACAACCUCCUUUACGACCUCCCAUCGGUCCACCCUGCAAUGCACCUUCUGGAGCACCACCACCAGUUCUUACUGGUGUCCCUGCCUCCCUUCUGAAUUCAGAUUCAUGUGACAGCGAAGAAGCCCUUCAAAAGGGUGUUGAUAUUUUAUGUCAAAUUGUUGAUACACUUCCUCCAGAUGACAAGAGACAAAAAGAUGAUAUAAAAAAGAGACUUGACGUGUUGCGGAAAAUGUGUAAAGAGGAUAAAUUGAAUCCCGACAUUUAUGGGCGACUUGUGCAAUUAGCAAGUGCAUUACAGAACGGUGACACAGCAGCUGCUUGCAACAUUCAGGCUGGCCUGAUGGUGGAUCAUGUGGGUUUGUGCAGUUCCUGGAUGGCAGGAGUACGUCUUUUGGUGAGACGUAAAGCCGACCCAGAUUCCUAAAUCAAUGAAGUAUUGACUCUUCGUAGAUCGCCAAACUUCCAGUUUCUUCCGCUCCUCCAAUGAACCAGAGUUCAUUAAUUAUCACAGCUUUUAGGUGCAUUGGGUCAUUUUACCUCCCACAAUAUCUGCACCUCUGAUUCUUUAUGUGUUCAGUAUUAUCCACCUAUUUUUGUUAAUUUUGAAAUAGUUUGAUAUGUGUGAAAGAAAAUAUAUAUUUUAUGAUAUGUGUAGCACAAGUAUGUAUGUUGAGUAUUUCAUGAAAUGUGAAUAAAUGUGUUUUUGAUUGUUGGUGAAAUUACUUUA
This is a messenger RNA of Gryllus bimaculatus (two-spotted cricket), 1043 nucleotides long. NCBI's taxonomy places the organism in Eukaryota, Metazoa, Arthropoda, Insecta, Orthoptera, Gryllidae. The record is from the annotation of a GenBank genome assembly.